AUGCAUGCCUCUUCUACCGCAGUCCUCGCCUUGGGCAUGUUCGGUUUCGCCACCGCCGAUUUUUACAUCUACGCCCAGACGAGCUAUGGCCUUCAGGACGGUGGAGGAGCCGCAACUCGUGCCGACGGCUUCAAGUUCUACAACGGUCCUCCGUCCUGUGACGAUGUGAAUAGCUCCAUCUAUCAGCACGCCGUCGACGACGCCAGCUACUCCGGCGUACGGUGCAAGGGCUGCGUGAACGCAGGCGGGAGCGCCAACCCCAAGGCCAGCAGGGCGCCAACUCUGCUGGAAUGGAACAACGAAAUAGGACACUUCAGUGAGUGCAGAUCAAAAUUUAUCUUGCCGUCUCGUGGACUUGUGCUGAUCGGAUGGGCAUCUAGCCUGGUACGCUGA
Molecule: messenger RNA, 393 nt
Organism: Zymoseptoria tritici IPO323
Lineage: Eukaryota; Fungi; Ascomycota; Dothideomycetes; Mycosphaerellales; Mycosphaerellaceae
Exons: 1
Coding region: 1-393 (130 amino acids)
Source: RefSeq, a predicted model, not a curated record